Messenger RNA from Helobdella robusta, 1053 nucleotides. RefSeq lists its product as hypothetical. Gene Ontology annotation, biological process: intracellular signal transduction; protein autophosphorylation; peptidyl-serine phosphorylation. NCBI's taxonomy places the organism in Eukaryota, Metazoa, Annelida, Clitellata, Rhynchobdellida, Glossiphoniidae. The transcript has 10 exons. Gene Ontology annotation, molecular function: ATP binding; calcium/calmodulin-dependent protein kinase activity; calmodulin binding. Gene Ontology annotation, cellular component: nucleus; cytoplasm. Bases 1 to 1053 code for a protein of 350 amino acids. The record is from RefSeq and is a predicted model, not a curated record.
AUGUUCAAAAUGUUGAACGACAGUCCUGUGUUAAAAACCCAUCCAAUAACUGAAGACUUCAUCAUAUCAACGAACGUAUUAGGAUUGGGAAUUAAUGGGAAAGUUACGGAAUGCUACUCCAGAUUUAAUAAUCAGAAAUGUGCUUUGAAGAUAUUAAAAGAUACACCGAAAGCAAGGAGAGAGAUAGAUCUACAUUACAAGGCCUCUUCAUGCGAGUACAUCGUAAAGAUUUAUGACAUUUAUGAAAAUUAUUACAACAGUCACAAGUGUUUACUAAUCGUUAUGGAAUGCAUGGAAGGCGGGGAGUUAUUCAACAGAAUUCAGCAGAGGGCAGAUGCUGCUUUCACUGAACGAGAAGCUGCCAAGAUAAUUUAUGAGAUAAGCAAAGCUGUAGAGUUUCUACACACAAAUGACAUAGCCCACAGAGAUUUAAAACCGGAGAAUUUACUGUUCACAUCCAUGCAAACGAAUGCCACGUUGAAGUUGACUGAUUUCGGCUUUGCCAAAGAGACAAGCUCGUUCAAAUCUUUACAAACGCCAUGUUAUACACCUUACUAUGUUGCUCCAGAGGUUCUUGGCCCUGAGAAGUAUGACAAAUCAUGUGAUAUGUGGUCCUUAGGAGUUAUUAUGUAUAUACUGUUGUGUGGCUACCCACCGUUCUACAGCAGCCACGGCGCUCCGAUAUCGCCAGGCAUGAAGAAGCGAAUUAGGAAUGGUCAGUUUGAUUUUCCUCACCAUGAGUGGGGACAAAUAUCGAGUGAAGCGAAGGAAUUGAUCAGAGGCCUACUGAAAACAGAGCCAGAACAAAGGCUGACCAUUAGGGAUGUCGUUCAGAAUAGUUGGAUAUCUCAACACAAUUUAGUACCUGCCACUCCACUAGUUUCGGCUCAGCUACUCAGAGAGGAGCAAGAUAUGUGGGUGGAAGUUCAGGCCGGUAUAACGAACGAACUUGCGUCAAUGCGAGUCGACUACGAGCAGGCCAAACUGAAGACGCUAGACGAAUCGAAGAACCCCAUCUUGGAGAAGAGGAAGAAACAGCAGAAUAAGAUGUGA